AUGUCGCGGACGUCUUAUGAUAGGUACCUGACGGUCUUCUCGCCUGAGGGACGGUUAUAUCAAGUCGAAUAUGCGUUCAAGGCUAUCUCUGGGAGCGCGCAUACCUCGAUCUCUGUCCGUGGAAAGGAUACCGCGGUGGUGAUUACCCAGAAGAAGAUCCCUGACAAGCUCCUCGAUGCAUCUACUGUUACUCAUUUGUUCAGUAUUACCCCUACGAUUGGGUGUGUUGUUACUGGGCUGAUUGCCGACGCACGAGCCCAAGUCCUACGCGCACGCUCUGAAGCAGCCGAGUUCAGAUACAAGUUUGGAUACGAGAUUACGCCCGACGCCCUUGCUAGGAGGAUUGCGAAUAUCAAUCAGGUCUAUACCCAGCGUGCUGCUAUGAGGCCUUUGGGAAUUGCCAUGAUCCUGAUUGGCAUCGAUCCCGAAUUCGGACCUCAAGUUUUCAAGUUGGACCCUGCGGGGUACUUUGUGGGCUUCCAUGCGACUGCUGCGGGACAGAAGCAACAAGAGGCUAUGAAUCAUUUGGAGAAGAAGUGGAAGAAGUUGGAGGGUGGGAGGGGAGGUGAGGAUGCGGGUGAGGCGGGCAGGAGGUUGCAGAGGGAUCAGGUUAUUGAGAUGGCGAUUGAGGCGAUGUCGGUUGUGCAUGCUACGGAUUAUAAGCCCGGGGAGAUUGAGAUUGGGAUUGUGUCGAGUAGUGAGGAUGAGCCUGAGAAGACUAGAGGGUUGUGGAGGACUAUGGACGAGGCUGAGGUCGAGAGGCAUUUGCUGGCGUAUGCUGAGAAGGAUUAGAACUGUAUCAAUUCUUGUUGUAAUAUACCUCGUGUCUUCGAGUUCCCUU
Molecule: messenger RNA, 841 nt
Organism: Coprinopsis cinerea okayama7#130
Lineage: Eukaryota; Fungi; Basidiomycota; Agaricomycetes; Agaricales; Psathyrellaceae
Product: proteasome subunit iota
Exons: 7
Coding region: 1-792 (263 amino acids)
Biological process (GO): ubiquitin-dependent protein catabolic process
Cellular component (GO): proteasome core complex; proteasome core complex, alpha-subunit complex; nucleus
Source: RefSeq, a predicted model, not a curated record